CCUUCUGAGUCUGGACCCCUGUCACCACGUCGGCCUCGUUUUAAAGAUUUACCGGCUCAGUUUGCGCCCAUAUUGACACCAGACCUGCAGUCUGAUGUUUCAUAUUCAGCAAACCAGCAUUCACAACGUCAGAAUGAUGAGCUUAAAUCAUGGCCUGGUUAUGGGAGAUCGAAAACGGAGAAACAAUUGGUUAUGGCGACUGCAGAAUCCUUCUCAUCUGCAGAAACUUCCUUGGGUUCGUCUGUAAGCGAAAGCGAAAUGUCUAAUGUACGGACUGGAAUCGUUCGAAGGCGUCAACGCCAGAUAGCUGAACAUAUUGCUUCUAUGCGUCUCGAUAAUAUAGUCUAG
Molecule: messenger RNA, 348 nt
Organism: Protopolystoma xenopodis
Lineage: Eukaryota; Metazoa; Platyhelminthes; Monogenea; Polystomatidea; Polystomatidae
Source: the annotation of a GenBank genome assembly